GCAGACAUGGAGGUUCAUUUCUUCUUUCUGCUCCCCAUGGCCUUUCUCCUGCAACCCGAGACUUGGGCUUGGCAGAUCAUCGGGGGGCAUGAAGCCAAGCCCCACUCCAGGCCCUACAUGGCCUACCUGCGUGUACGACGUGCAACGAAGCAUAAUCAGUGUGGAGGGUUCCUGGUGGCAGAGAACUUUGUGCUGACGGCCGCUCACUGCCAGGGAGACAGCAUCCAUGUCACCCUGGGAGCCCACAACAUCAAACAACAGGAACCGAGCCAGCAAGUGAUUGAAGUGCAAAGGCAGAUCCCCCACCCGCAGUACAACUGGGAGACUAAAAUCAAUGACAUCAUGCUGCUGCAGCUGCAGUGCAAGGCUGAGAGCAAUGGGUACGUCGGACUCCUCUCCCUGCCCGCGGCCCCCCAGCGAGUGCGCCCAGGGACCAAGUGCAGCGUGGCCGGCUGGGGUCAGAUGAGUGCAUCCAACGAGCAGAUCUCGGAGACGCUGCAGGAGGCCGACGUGGUGGUGAUGCCGGAUGCCGACUGUCGGAGGAAGCGUGGGGGGCCAUGGCGCAGCUAUAACGCCACCACCAUGAUGUGUGUGGGGGACCCAGAGGAAGGCAGAUCCCCUUUCCAGGGUGACUCUGGGGGGCCCCUGGUGUGUGGGGAAGAAGCCCAGGGCAUUGUCUCCUUGGGAUCCGAAGAUGGGAUCCCCCCGGCCGUGUACACCAAAGUCUCCACCUUCCUGCCCUGGAUUCAGGAGACGAUGAAGAAAUUGGAGUCUUGAGCCCCGCCAGAAAGUGCAGAGUGUCCUGGAGCUGAACCACUUCGGUGUUUUGUUUUGGCCCAGACGUGGGGCG
Molecule: messenger RNA, 850 nt
Organism: Pelodiscus sinensis (Chinese soft-shelled turtle)
Lineage: Eukaryota; Metazoa; Chordata; Testudines; Trionychidae
Source: RefSeq, a predicted model, not a curated record